Neoarthrinium moseri is the source of this 1164-nucleotide messenger RNA. RefSeq lists its product as uncharacterized. Bases 1 to 1164 code for a protein of 387 amino acids. Lineage: Eukaryota; Fungi; Ascomycota; Sordariomycetes; Amphisphaeriales; Apiosporaceae. The record is from RefSeq and is a predicted model, not a curated record. The transcript has 9 exons.
AUGGCCAAUACUGGACUCGAACGCUCAGCUACGUUUCUAACCGAAGUAUGGACACUCUUCGCGAUAGGGAUUCUGGUCCUCUUUGCUCGAUUCGCCGUGCGUAUCAAGACCGUCGGCCUCAGGGGUCUUCAGGGCGAUGAUCUGUUUGCAUUGAUCAUCGUUUUUAUGUAUACUGGUGAUGCUGUACUAGUUCACCUCGUAUACCUCUUAGGAUCGAACGUUGAUGCAGCCACGUUCCAGCGCACCCGUCCUCUUUCCGAUGAAGAGGUGGCCCAAUAUAGGAUCGGAUCCAUAUGCCAGUUCACAGCGUGGUUCACGUACUCGGCGCUUCUGUGGAGUCUUAAAGGCGUCAUGCUGUGCUUCUUCAAACGACUUACUAUGGGUCUCUGGCAAGCUAGGCUUACAAACUGGUUAAUGUGGAUAUGUGCUGGAUCAUAUUUUGUCGUCUUACUCACAGUUAUUUUUACAUGCUUUCCUACGGACAAAAACUGGCAGGUUGUGCCUGAUCCGGGUCUCAAAUGCACCUUUAGAUCGCAGAACUUCAUCGUCACCGCCAUACUCAAUGUCAUCACUGACCUCGCCAUCCUGGCCAUCCCGGUCCCGAUUCUGUGGCAGCUUCAAGUUUCAUGGAAGAAGAAGCUUUUUGUCGGCAUACUCAUUUGCUCUGGCUUCUUUGUUAUAGCAGCAGCAAUCGUCCGGGUCACUCUGACUGUCGGUGCGAAUCCGAGUGGUACGAACGUCAACCGCUGGGGCGUACGAGAGACCCUCGUUGGUAUCAUCGCCGCCAACCUCCCAGUAUUGGGCCCAGUAACCACCAAGAAGUUCUGGAAUGGGGGACGGCUCACAUCCCGACGCUACAGCAAGACCACGAUCGGCGGACGCAGUAGCUCGACCUGGCACCACAGCUUUAGGCCUUACGGUGUGAGUCGCAGCUUUGCGGCGAGUAUCGGCGGACACAAGAACAGAAACAACAGUUUCGCUGGUAGCGAGGAAUCGAUCUUCCAUGCGGAUAACAUAAACCUCCAGCCCACAUCGAACGAGGUCCUUGUACACACAUCAUAUCACGUUAAGACAGAGGAUAAUGUCGGUGGCGCGUCGGACGGUUGGGCAGCCAAUGUAACAACACCAGAGACCGCUGCUUGCAGGGGUCCUGAUGCUGUGUAA